Messenger RNA from Drosophila nasuta, 1693 nucleotides. It is a transcript of the gene Spn27A, whose product is annotated as Serpin 27A. Bases 219 to 1592 code for a protein of 457 amino acids. Lineage: Eukaryota; Metazoa; Arthropoda; Insecta; Diptera; Drosophilidae. The transcript has a single exon. The record is from RefSeq and is a predicted model, not a curated record. Gene Ontology annotation, molecular function: serine-type endopeptidase inhibitor activity.
GUCAGUCUCAAUUGGAAUCGUGUGUUAAACGGUUCUCAGUUCGUCGCAACUGUAAAAGUUGCGCUUUAAGCUCUCCUGCUCUUUUACUCUAUUGCUACUUACUAAGGAGUGUGAAAACGAGACAAAUACACAUACAUAUAAAUCUAAAGUCAUAGAACUGUAAAAACAAAAAGUGCCCCGCGCAUAUAAUUAAACGUAACGCGAAAAAAAAAACAAAAAUGAUGUACACAAAAGCGAAAAUGAUAAUAGUGCUACUGGCAAUGAUGAUUGCAGCGACGACAGCAACGAAUACGAAUGGCAACAACAUACCCACAUUAACAACACCGACAGGCGUCUUCGAGACGCGCACUGAAAGAAUACCCAAUGGAGCUGUGUUGCCCACUGCACCAUCAGCAGCAGCUGCAGCAUUGCCGGCUGCCGCAUCCUAUGAUGACCUGGACACCUUUGUGCCAUUCCGCAGCGAUUCCCACGACAAUUUCUCAUGGCAGUUACUCAAGUCUGUGCUGCUGAGCGAGUCAACAAAACAGAACAAUGUGAUCAUAUCGCCAUUUUCCAUCAAAUUGGUGCUCGCAUUGCUGUCAGAGGCGGCUGGCACAAAUACAGCAACACAAACGGAACUGAUAAGCACACAGACAGACAUUAGAUCGGCGAACAAUGUGCGUGAAUUCUAUCGCAAGACGCUCAACUCUUUCAAGAAGGAGAAUCAGUUGCACAACAUGUUGAGUGUGCGCACAAAGCUCUACACCGAUAACUUUAUUGAACCGCAACAAAAGUUUAGCGCAACCCUGAAGCACUUCUACGAUAGCGAAAUCGAAUCCCUGGACUUUAGCAAUGCUCCAGGCGCCGCCUACGCCAUCAACGCCUGGGCCGCAAAUGUCACCAACGGUCGUUUGGCCAAUCUGGUCACACCUGACAAUGUGCAAAACAAGGUGAUGCUGCUCACAAAUCUGAUUUACUUCAAAGGCCUCUGGCGACGACAGUUCUACAACAGUUUUGAGGGCGUCUUUUUCCGCACCAAAGACUCGCAAUCUCGCGUUCAGUUUAUGGAACAGACGGACUUUUUCUACUACCACGAUUCGGAGAAGAUGAAGGCGCAGAUCCUACGAUUGCCCUAUAAGGGAAAGAACUCGCUGUUUGUCAUUUUGCCACACAGUGUGGAUGGCAUUAAUGAGCUGGUGCAGACUCUGGAGAACGAUGAUGUCAAGAGUGCACAAUGGGCCAUGGAGGAAGUGAAGGUGAAGGUGACGCUGCCCAAAUUCCAUUUCGACUACAAUCGCAGUUUCCGCGAAACCCUUCAGGAGCUUGGAGUGCGUGAAAUCUUCGAAGAUACGGCUUCACUGCCAGGAUUAUCCCGUGGCGCCGAUGUGGCCGGCAAGGUGAAGGUAUCAAACAUCCUGCAGAAGGCUGGCAUCGAUGUCAAUGAGCAGGGCACUGAGGCAUAUGCCGCAACCGUCGUGGAGAUUGAGAACAAAUUUGGAGGCACUCUGACCAUCGAGGAGUUCAAUGUGAACAGGCCAUUUGUGUUCUUCAUCGAAGAGGAGGCCACCGGCAACAUUCUGUUUGCUGGCAAGGUUCAUCUACCCAUCAGCUAAACUCUGUUCUUCACCAGACGAGAUCCGUGAUUGAUAAUAUUAUUAUUAUACCAUUAUAGUGAAGUUACACUCCCGUAAUAAACAAACAAAAGUUAAAACUA